Messenger RNA from Ambispora gerdemannii, 221 nucleotides. The record is from the annotation of a GenBank genome assembly. NCBI's taxonomy places the organism in Eukaryota, Fungi, Glomeromycota, Glomeromycetes, Archaeosporales, Ambisporaceae.
UUACUGAUCCUGGAGUAUACGUAUAUUGUGUUAGAGAUUGCUUACCUCCUGAAACAAAUACACCAGCACCUACUAGAAUUCCAUCAUCUACUAGAACUCCAUCACCUACUAACAAAACCCAAUCAAAAAGUGAUAGCAAUCAUGCUUUCAAUAUUCCAUCAAUCUAUUCAUUAUUGGUAUAUUCGGUUGCAAUGUGUGUAAUGGCCGAUUUCUGGAUGUAG